Molecule: messenger RNA, 1397 nt
Organism: Folsomia candida
Lineage: Eukaryota; Metazoa; Arthropoda; Collembola; Entomobryomorpha; Isotomidae
Exons: 2
Coding region: 404-1330 (308 amino acids)
Source: RefSeq, a predicted model, not a curated record
CAAAUUUCUAACCCACAGAAUGGAGAAGGAAGCACAUGACAAAACUAAUCCAUAAUGACUAACGUGCAGACUUGCCGAGUUCCCGUGACCAAGUUGAUGUAUGGUGAUUAUUUAAUUGCAUAAUACACAAAAGUGCAGAUGUACGUGGUACUAAGACGACUUGUGAAACCAGAGACAGAUCACAAAGCCAAUAAUCGAAGCUUAUGUUUCACCAUAUUCCAAAUUUUAAUACACACGACGCCACGAUAAGAUGAUAGGCUGUGUGAAAUAAUAGCAACAGUUGAAUUUUGUAGCAAGAACAAAACAUACCAAAUCAUUAUCGGUUGUUUCGCAUAAAUUAAAUACGGAUCAAACUCAGAAUCAGUUGAUUAAAUGUCAUACAAAUUCGUUGGACGUGGAUAAAAUGUCACAGUGCACUAAUAAACUUUUGAUGAUUCGUCCGGUUCGGUUUGGGUUUAAUCCAGAAACGGCUAUUGAUAAUGCAUUUCAACAACUUGAUGAUUCUGUGACCCCGAAAGAUGUCCAAAAGAAGGCUUUGGAAGAAUUUGACACGUUUGUAAACAAGUUGAAGGAAUGUGGAGUGUCCGUUCACGUGGUUCAGGACACCUUAAAUCCUCACACGCCUGACUCCAUAUUUCCUAAUAAUUGGAUAUCAUUUCAUGACGAUUUCACGAUUUGCAUUUACCCUAUGGCCGCCAAGACCCGAAGAUUGGAGAGAAAGUCCUGCGUCCUGCAAUACAUUGAGCAGGUUUUCCAAGUCAAAACUGUGCUUGAUUUAUCAAGAUAUGAGCAGUUUGGAAAGUUUCUGGAGGGGACAGGGUCCAUGGUUCUUGACCGGACCCAUCGAAUCGCCUAUGCCAGCAUUUCAGAGAGAACUGACGAAGAACUUUUUGAAAAGUUUUGCAAAUUAAUGGGCUUCAAGCCGGUCACAUUCCAUUCGGAAGAUGAAUUUGGAAAAGCUAUUUAUCACACCAACGUCAUGAUGUGCAUUGCGGACAAGUACGCCAUAGUUUGUUUGGAGGCAUUAAAGGACCCCUCCGAGAGAGAAAUGCUCCGUAAAGAACUGGAAGACUCGGGGAAAGUCGUCAUCAGUUUAGUUUACAAACAGAUGAACAAUUUUGGAGGAAAUAUGCUUCAAGUCAAGGUCAAGGGAGGCAAUAACUUGUGCGUGAUGAGCACAAAAGCGUACGAAUCUUUAGAUUUUGAGCAAAUUGCAAAAAUUGAAAAAUUUGACACUAUUCUUCACUCGGAUUUGACAACUAUUGAGGCAAACGGAGGUGGUAGCGCAAGAUGUAUGAUCGCAGAGAUAUUCCUACCACUAAAUACAUGAUAAUUAUUUGGAGACAACACGAUAUUACAAUUUCAAUAAUUUUAAUAAAUUCAUGUAUAAUGUUGAA